Ictalurus punctatus (channel catfish) is the source of this 5092-nucleotide messenger RNA. RefSeq names its product v-myb avian myeloblastosis viral oncogene homolog-like 1 (gene mybl1). Gene Ontology annotation, cellular component: nucleus. Bases 485 to 2728 code for a protein of 747 amino acids. Gene Ontology annotation, biological process: regulation of DNA-templated transcription. The transcript has 16 exons. Gene Ontology annotation, molecular function: RNA polymerase II cis-regulatory region sequence-specific DNA binding; DNA-binding transcription factor activity, RNA polymerase II-specific. Lineage: Eukaryota; Metazoa; Chordata; Actinopteri; Siluriformes; Ictaluridae. The record is from RefSeq and is a predicted model, not a curated record.
GAGUGAGGCUGCGCGCGAGAUUCGGCGGGACGGACAAAUCAGCAGAAGAAGGAGGAGGAAGAGGAAGAAGAGGAAGAAGAGGAGGAUGAGGAGGAGGAGGAGGGCGUGAGCUGUGGACACGGCGGGCAAACACACCGAGAGGGAACAGAGAGAGAGAGAGAGAGAGAGAGAGAGAAAACGGCAUGUUUGGCUUCUGAUCUGCUACUCUUCUUGAAUUGCUUUAAGCUUUGGAGCUGCAUCUUGGACAGAGUUGUUGUUGUUGCUGUUGUUUGUAAGAGUUUGUGACCUUGUGAGCCGCAUCGGUGUUAAUGGAAGUCUCUCGGACACCUGCCUGACACCUGCAUGUGUCGGGAUUCACGGAAGUGUGUUUGAUUUUUUUUGGUGUGUGUUUGGAUUUCCAGGCGCAAAUUGCAACUGUGGCUUUCUCUGACAUUUUAACGUCGGAGAAGAAACCUGUCACUUUGAGUGAACCUGCACAAUUCGCAUGGCCAACAUGAAGCCCCGCAGUGAGGAUGAGGAUGACGAGCGUCAGUCUAAAGACACUGACACAGAACCCAAGAAUUCAAAAAAGAUGCUCAGCAAAGUGAAAUGGUCCCGAGAAGAGGACGAGAGGCUCAAGAAGCUUGUUGAGCAACAUGGCACCGAUGCAUGGAGAUUAAUCGCUAAUUAUUUCCCAACAAGGACAGAUGGCCAGUGUCAGCACCGCUGGCAGAAAGUUCUCAACCCAGAGCUGGUGAAAGGGCCCUGGACAAAAGAGGAGGAUCAGAGGGUGAUUGAAUUGGUGCACAAAUACGGCCCGAAGCGGUGGUCCGUCAUCGCUAAGCACCUACAGGGCCGCAUAGGCAAGCAGUGUCGCGAGCGCUGGCACAAUCACCUCAACCCUGAGGUGAAGAAGUCCUCCUGGACCCAGGAAGAGGAUCGCAUUAUCUACGAGGCGCACAAACGGCUUGGUAAUCGCUGGGCUGAGAUCUCAAAGCUGCUGCCUGGAAGGACAGACAACUCUAUCAAAAACCACUGGAACUCUACCAUGCGCAGGAAGGUCGAGCAGGAAGGUUACCUUCAGGAUGGCAACAGGAGUUUCAGCGCAGAUCAGUCUCAGAAGAGACGCCUUAAAGGCUGUCAGUCUGUGGAGCACUCGCACGGUCACGACCACCUGCUCGUGAACAGCCAGUCACAGGUUGCAGGAUACAUGUUCGGAUCUGCGAGUGUACAGGGUAUGGACAGCAUCACAGAGAGUUCGAGCUUCAUGUCGCCGUGCCACGACGAUCCCGACAAAGAGCAGCGAAUUAAGGAGCUAGAGCUGCUCCUUAUGUCAGCUGAGAAUGAAGUCAGAAGACAGUCCGGUCCUCGUAACCCAGAGAGCUACUCAAGCUGGUCAGACAGUCUGGCGGAUGAUACCAUGAGCACCACAGGGACCACCGAAGAGUCCGGUGUUGAGCUGGGUCGAGCGGAGAAGGGCCGUGCUCCUUCUGUACCACUGCACGUCUCUCCCAGCAAGUUCCUGGCAGCGGAAGCCAGUGCUGUGCUCUCUAGUCUGCAGACCAUUCCUGAGUUUGCAGAAACCAUAGACCUCAUCGACUCGGAUCCUAUUGUAUGGAGCGAGGUGGGAAGUUUUGACCUCUCGGAGUCUGUCAGUCCUCCUAAACCCCCCGUCCUUGAUGGCGCGUACCCAGCUCAUGAUGACUGCACAGAGGAUGUUAAGUACCACACUCCUGCCCCUGCUUUAUGUAGGCCUCAUGUUGGAACGAGCCAGGGGAAACCCGUUCCUCAAAGCACUCGCCCUGCGGGCAAAUUCGACUCCCCUUCGCCAUCCCUGCCGAGGAAGAAGACGAGAGAGAGAGCAGACCGUUCGCUCGGUGACUGCGCAAACUCUUUUACAGACAACACCAGGAGCUCGCUGAAAAGCACACCAGUUAAAGGACUUCCGUUCUCACCCUCUCAGUUCUUUAACAUAUCUGGGGCUGAGCAUUUGAACCUGGACAAUCCUGCGCUAACGUCAACUCCGGUGUGUGCGCAGAAAAACUUCUCCAGCACGCCUCAGCAGAAAGAAACCACACCCAAACAUCAGAAGGAGAAUGCUGGUUUCAGGACACCCAAACUUCGCAAGUCCAUAAUGGCCCACACUCCGAGGACACCCACUCCCUUCAAAAAUGCCUUAGCUGCCCAGGAAAAGAUGCACGGGCCCUUAAAAAUGGUGCCUCAGCCACUGGCUUUCCUAGAGGAGGACAUUAGGGAAGUGUUGAAGGAAGAGACAGGGACGGAUAUCUUCAUUCACGGACAUCCUGAACAAAGAGUGUAUGAGGCGGAUGCUCCUGCCAGGAAGGUGAGGAAGUCCUUGCUAUUGGACAGUUGGGGGAAAGACUGUCUCAAUGUGCAACUGUUCCCUCAGCAGCAGAUCAGCAGUAGCGCACAGUCUCCUAAUGAUGGCAUGUUGAGUAGCGCAAUUCUGAUGACCCCACUGACAGAAGUAGAGGAGGAACUCACCUGCUCUCCAGGCUCACUGAAAAUGGACACCCAACUUCCCAUCUGCCCUCUCAGCCCUCAGGCAAAAAAAGAGCUCCUUACACACCGAAGCCCAGUUUACCAAACCUCCACACAGGUGAGCAGUGAGUGGGAGGCAGUGGUAUUUGGGAAGACACAGGACCAGCUGAUCAUGACCGAGCAAGCGAGGCACUACCUGAACUCCUCCCAGCUGUCGACAUGCACCUCCAGAGCUCUGGUCCUGUGAGCUCCAGUGCUCCUCUCAGCUCCUUACAGCAUACAGCCCCCUCAUUCCUCGCACUUCACUUUUAGACAAUCUGGUGUAGGAAACUAAAUGUUUGCCUUUUUUUAUACGUGUGUGUGCUUAAGACUUUCAGUGUAUUACAAAGUAUUUUAACCCAAAAAGAUGCGCAUUAAUGACUCGAUUUUUUUAACUAAAAGAACGUGACCAGUCUUCCUCUUGAGAUGACACUUUUGCGAUGACCGUUCUAGAUUCGUCGAUCUAGCCUAAGGUAUUUCAUCGGCCGUCUUGUGUUAACUUUUAGCCGUAGACAGUUUGGAGUAUCAGGAGAACCGAAGAAGAUCUCUUUUUUUUUUCUUUUGCCUCGGUUGUCGGUUACUGAGAUGUAGAAAGAGAGAGAGAAAGAAUUUCACAUCAUUGAGCAUUUUCUGUCUUUGCGCACGACAUGUCAGUUCCAGACAACUUUGGAAAUUCCCAAGAAAAAAGAUUGCUGCUGGAUUUCAUCACUCUGGGGAAAAAAAGGGAAAAAACCCCAAUACAUACCUGUUAGUCCUUUGGGAUUUUUAACGUCGCUUUUAUAGGAUUUUUUUAAAACAAAAAUGGUGUCUUAAAGAUCGAAGAGCACUCGCAGUGUUGCACUACUGAUUGUGGGUAACUGUAAAGGGGAGGGGCUUGAAGCGUGUUUAGGAGGAACUGGAUAGCACUUGCAAUGUGACUGUUUUGGCUCGAACCGUAAUAAGGGUUCUGCUCCGUGUUUUUUGAUGAGUUUGACACUCACUGAAUGUAUUGUACAGCAUUUAACUGCUAAAGUAGCGUCGAAUGGAAGGGUAACUCUUUUUUUUUUUCUUUUCUUUCCAUUUUCUAAUUUAUUUGUUGCUGUAAUUUGAGUUGUUGAGAUGUUUAUUGAGCACCUGGACUGUCCAGUUUUGAAAAGAGACCUACCUUUUUGCGCUGACAGACCUGACAGUGUCUGCAGCCUAAAAACAAAACCAACAACUUUAAACUCUAGCUGCUUUAGUUUGCAAACUAUCCGAAGUCAUGUUUGGUACUGAUUUUUAAUAUGCAGUCUCACACAAGUAACACGUUCCAAGACGAGAUGGAUUUCUCCAUCAUUUAGGGCUGUAGGUUCUAUUUAUUAAAUCUUUACUAAUUUAUUUAUUUCAAAGCUAUAAAGAGAAUUUUAUUUCUGUUGUGUUAAGAGACAAUAUUUGGCUACCUUUCAUCAGAAAUGUUUCUAAAAAAAAAUUUUUUUUUUUAACAACAUACACUGCCACUAAUCAUUCUUUACUAGUUGGUUUCAAUCUAGCAUCAAUCUAGUCAUCUCCAAAGUUCUGUGUGACGUCAAACAAGUUCAGUUACAAUACAGGUAGCGAUACUCAGCUUCCAACCGCUUGUGUAGGCAAUUUGCACUUUUUAAAUGUUCAAGUGUCAGUUUUCUUUCUUUUUUUUUUGGAAAAUCCCCUAAAGUGUUUACAUUUUGAGUUUUUUUUUUUUUAUCUUUUAUGAUGGCGAUAGAAGUGGCUGUUUUUUUUCUUUCUUUCUUGUAAAAAUGAAACACUGACUGUUAAUGGACUAAAACAAGAGUUCCUCUCUCUCACUAAGUAAUUCUGCAGGUGAAACUGAAGGCUGUGCCGUAGCUGAGAAUCAGAAAAGAAGUGAACGAAACACAAGCACAAUUUUUUUGGAGAUGUAGAAAAGUUGUACUGCUUAAAUCUAACUUUGUCUGACAUUGAAGGUAAUUGAGAAUAUUUUUAAUUUUAUUUUUUACAGUAGAACGUUUGAUAAGUCAGGGUCCUUGUGAAAUUAUUCAGUAGGUUUUUAAAGGAUCUAUUUUUAAGGCAUUAAAAACAAGACUCUGUGAUGUGCUGAGAGCUUUUUUUUAAUAAAUCAGUUGGUUAGCCCAACACUAAGACAUCCUGUCCUCUGGGUAGUAUUUUUUUUUCAUUUUUUUUUUUCAUUUUAAUUCUACAAAAAUAUGUAUUUUCAAAUCCCAGAGUUCAUUAGGUUAUUCACCACAUUUCAUAGCACAAGAUUCAAUAUUGUUUAAUGUAACAGUGCGGGUAACAACAGAGUUGUGAGGCAUUUGUGUACAUUUUUGUCUUGUUUUUAACGUAGGUGCAAGUUUAUGUGUAUAAAAUUCUAUUUAACACUCGACCACCUAAUCGUAGAUUUAUGUAGCAGUUUAAAAACAAUGCAUGAUAAACAGUACAUUCAGCUUAUCUGACAUAUACACAUUUUCACAAGCAAGACAUUUUACUCCCAACACUAUUUUGCUGAACAUAUAUCGCCUGCCUCUCUGAAUCCUGCCAGUAACCAAUUGUGACACUUGUACGUAUUGAGGGGGAAAAAUAAAAUGCUUUGUUCAGUGUA